ACCAGGUCUUGUCUGAUUUCCUGCAUUGAUCGCCGCCGCGCGCAGCUGGAGACCUGCGAUUCCCUUCAGAAAGGAUAGUUUGCAGCUCACUCUGCUGGGUAGAUCGAUACUGGGUGUGCAGACAGAAAAGAUCCGAAACACAGAAGGCACGCCACUUUAAAAAGUUUUUAAAAAUGCAGUUAUACUUGCGUCUUUAUGAAAACAUAUAGACGCAAUUAUAUGUAUGCAUUCAAAAAUACAAGUAAUCGUGCCCUGAUUGCAAAGGAGCUCUUUCUGGUGGUGAUGGAAAUAUUUCCUAUCUUGUUUGAGGGUGGAAGUGACACAGAUGAACUGAAUUGUCAAAACUCGUAGAAACUACACUGAGGAUCUGUGCAUUGGUUGUACCGUGUAUGAAUGGUACAAUUUAAAAAAUCAGAACAUAAUUCUGCACGCAUUUGAAAAGUUACUAAGUGUCAUUGCAUAGUGCAUGUGUAAAAGCAGCUGCAGGUAUGUAUUUUAGCAACUAAGCGCAACUCUGUGUGGUGACAUAUUUAUGCAAGCUUCGAGUAGCCAGUAAAAGGAGCGAAAAGGCGGCUGAUGUCAUUUGGGGCGGGGCCUAAGUCCUAAGAAAAGUCCGUGGGACCCGAGCAGCAGCCGCCGCCUGACGCAGACUCAUCAUGAGCGGCCGCAACACCUCUGAGCUCCAGAUUCUUUGUAGCUCGGGCCAGCUGUUCCUGCAGCCCCUCUGGGACCGCCUGAGGACCCGGGAGGCGCUCACCCAGUCGCCCUUCUUCCCGGCCAUCUUUUCCAUCACCACCUACUUGGGCUUCUGCCUGCCCUUCGUGGUGCUGGACCUCCUGUGCCCCUGGGUGCCCGCGCUGCGGCGCUACAAAAUCCACUCCAACUUCUGGCCCACGGCGCGGCAGCUGCUGCCCUGCCUGGGGCAGACGCUCUACCAGCACCUGGUGUUCGUGGUCCCGGUGACACUGCUGCACUGGGCCCGCGGCCCAGCCCUCCUGCCCGCUGAAGCCCCGGAGCUGCGCCAGCUGGUGUGCCACGUCGUGUGCUGCCUGUUGCUCUUCGAUGCCGAGUUCUUCUUGUGGCACGUGCUGCACCACAAGGUGCCCUGGCUGUACCGGACCUUCCACAAGAAGCACCACGAGAACUCGCCCUCGUUCGCGCUGGCCACGCAGUACAUGGGCGUCUGGGAGCUGUUUUCCUUGGGCUUCUUUGACAUGCUGAACGUCAUACUGCUGGAGUGCCACCCGCUCACCGUCCUGGUCUUCCACGUGUUCAACAUUUGGCUGUCGGUGGAGGAUCACUCGGGCUAUGACUUCCCCUGGUCCACGCACAGACUGGUACCUUUCGGGUGGUAUGGGGGCGUGGCCCACCAUGACUUGCAUCACUCUCAGUUUAACUGCAACUUCGCCCCUUAUUUCACACACUGGGACAAAAUGUUGGGAACUCUGCGGUCUGCUCAAGCCAAGUAACACACACCCCUGCCCGUGUGGUGGUGUGGCUGCCGUGGGCAGUGGGUGCUGCUCACACUCAGGACUGUUGUGCGUUUCACACUUGAAUCAGGAGAAACACACCAGAGCUUUUUUUUUUUGUUUUAUUUUUUUUAGUAAGUAAUUUAUUACCUAAUGGAAAUUUAUAAAAUUUGAUGUAUUUUUGCAACCUGAUAAACUAAUUUAUAUAAUGUGUGUAUUUUUGGUGUCAGAUUCUAGCUCACUUCUGUAGCCUUGAUUCCUGGAUAUAGACACUCACAACGGGUGUAUUUAAGUCAUCUCUAGAAGGUUUUGUCUGUAGGACAAGGAAUUUCCUAAAAUGACAUAUUUUUAAUGGAGAAUCUGAUCUCUGACUCUAUAAACAAUGAAGCAUGUUCCCGCUGGACAGUAACUAAGAUUAUUGUAUAUUUUCUAUUUUUUCAUAGAACUGUAUAUUUAUAUUGACAGAAAUGUGAUUAGUACUUAAAAAACAAACAACUUAAACAAGUACUGGCUUCUGUUUCACUGGCAUUUUGCCUGCAAAAAACUAAAAUGCGAAGAGGGAGCUGGGAUAGCAGGUAUCAUUCAGAGCCUCCAUCAGCCUUACCAUGAAAAGAGACAAAUCUGGAGUUGGUGUUUUGGGAUAGGGGUGGAGGAAUAGCAGGAGAGAAGUAGGCAGGAGAAGGGGUGUAUUGAUAGCUUUGGUCUAGAGAUUUCACAAAGGAAAAAACACUAUUCUGUAUGUAUUUCAGCUGAUUUCGGCAUAACAGGCAAUUGAAAGAAUUGCUCUGCAAAGUUUUAGAGAGAUUAACACUGAGCAACUAUUUGAUUAUUUGUGGGGAGGAUGGUGUUAGGGGAUGAAUAGAAUUUAUGGAGUACCUUGCUUUGUAAAACUGGUGAGUCAAGUAUGUGUGUUUCUGAGUAUUGUCCCCCUUUCAAUUAAGCCAUUUAGUAUAAAUGGCCCCCAUACACAUCUCCUCUAUAAUCUGGGAGUUUUGUCUAUUCACUUUUCUUAAGCAAGACAAACAUGUAAACUGCAUAUCCCUUUCUCAAAGAAGAAAAGUAAAACGUGACCCUAGACCCGUGGUUCCUCAUCUAUAAAAGGAGAUUGCAUCUUAGAUGUUCUUAAAGAUUACUUGUGACAGUAAAUGUCCCUAGUACUGACUGCACACCUGUCACCCAUCACGUACCCCAUCCAGUGGCUGCCUAAUUGUCUUAGUUUUAUCUUUGUAACCAAGUUAGAUAGGGUGAAAUUAAAAAUUAAGACAAUUUAGACAGAAAGUAUAAAGAAUGGCAGCUUUGUAUGUAAUUCUAGGCUCAUUAUACACGAAUCACACUAUCUUGUUUAAAAGUGAAAAACCCAUCUAAAGACCUGGUCU
Molecule: messenger RNA, 2845 nt
Organism: Rhinolophus ferrumequinum (greater horseshoe bat)
Lineage: Eukaryota; Metazoa; Chordata; Mammalia; Chiroptera; Rhinolophidae
Gene: CH25H
Product: cholesterol 25-hydroxylase
Exons: 1
Coding region: 657-1469 (270 amino acids)
Biological process (GO): sterol biosynthetic process; cholesterol metabolic process
Molecular function (GO): steroid hydroxylase activity; iron ion binding; C-4 methylsterol oxidase activity
Source: RefSeq, a predicted model, not a curated record